UUUCACUUGUUCGUUGUUGUCAACUUUCCAGGGAUUACCCCGAGGAGAAACCAUGCGCGGAUGUAUAUGGUGAGUCACAACACCAUUCCCUGACGACAUCGACGACGGACAUGGAUGUCAUCUCCAAGGUGCUCGACGAUGACAACCUCCUCAGAGAGAUCAUCCUUUGUGUCGGCUUCCCGACCACCCUCAUCUGUGCCUCCCUCGUCUGCAAGCGUUGGUACCACCACGCCUCCGACCGCAAGUUCCUCAGCCGUUUCCAUGAGCACAACCCGUCCCACCUCCUAGGCUUCUACCUCGAGGACACCGAUGACCCAAGCGUGGCUGCACACUUCUAUCCGAUGCUGCCUCAACCUGCAGAGCUUGCCACUGUCAUCCGUAGUGCAAGAUUUAGCUUGGACCCCCACCAGAGUGAAAUGUCCGACAUGAUGGGCUGCCGGAACAGCAACGUACUCAUCAGUUUGUACGACUGCAGAGAUUUUACAGUUGGAGUGCACAACACGUUGCACCCCGAGAGAAGUUUGGCGGUCCUCCCGCCAUUCCCAGAGUUGCAAAUUCAGGACGGCUAUUUCUGUGGUAUGAAUGAUCUCCUCCUCUCCAAAGAGGAAGGCGAUGGCUUGUCCUACAUUUAUGUGUUGGUGGAGUCUACAACAGAGAGGACCAAAUCUAUGAUGCACAUAGAUGUGCUGUGAAAUGGUGACACCGUAUGGCGCAGACAUCUUGACUUGGCCACCGACCAAUUCAUUGUCCGUGAUUUGAUCCAAAAGUUGUGCUCACCGGCGAUAAAAUCUAUAUACCGAGUGCCCAGAGCGACAUUGUUGUCCUGGAUUUGAUGGGCUCAAGCAUCUCCAUGAUUCUGCUCCCACAAGGGGUGGAGUACGGUGAUAGAGACACCAUGUUGGCAUGGGCCAGUAAUGCUUCUGGUGUGUAUCUUAGCCAUGCCAAGAAGCUUCAACUUUGCAUUUGGCUCCACAAGGGGGGCACCUGGUUGUUGGUGCACAAUAUUUGUUUGCGUGAGAUGGUUGCUGGUUUGAUAGAGACACCAUGUUGGCAUGGGCCAGUAAUGCUUCUGGUGUGUAUCUCCACCUGGAUAUCAAGUACAAGAAACUGCGUAAACUGUAUGACCUGGAAGAGAAAGAUCGACCUUUGGGUGAUAUCCAUCCUUUCAUGAUGAUUUGGCCUCCCACAUUUCCUACACUCAAGUAUGAUCCUGUGACGUUUAUCCUUUUGCACCCUUGUCGAGUUUAGAGACUUUUGUUGUGUGCAUCGUCCAUUGCAU
Triticum aestivum (bread wheat) is the source of this 1279-nucleotide messenger RNA. RefSeq lists its product as uncharacterized. The transcript has a single exon. The record is from RefSeq and is a predicted model, not a curated record. Gene Ontology annotation, molecular function: protein binding. Lineage: Eukaryota; Viridiplantae; Streptophyta; Magnoliopsida; Poales; Poaceae. Bases 111 to 692 code for a protein of 193 amino acids.